Ambispora gerdemannii is the source of this 2238-nucleotide messenger RNA. NCBI's taxonomy places the organism in Eukaryota, Fungi, Glomeromycota, Glomeromycetes, Archaeosporales, Ambisporaceae. The record is from the annotation of a GenBank genome assembly.
AUGGAGCAACCGUUCAGCAGUAGACUCUCUUCCUCAGUUCCAAAAUUCACGUUUCCAGUCGCACAAAUGAUUUCAAACGAUCCAAAAGAAAGAGAAGCUUUAUGUCUGGCUACAUUAAGGUCGCUUCUCACGACUUAUAAAAUUACUUUAACCAUAAACAGCGUGCUCGACUGCACGCCCUCUCUUUUCAUUGUUUGUUUCGAGAAACUGUGUGGAUAUGUACCCGACCUCACGCGUAAAGCAGGCUCUCGAGAAUCACGGUUGAGAAAUAUACGAAUUAUUUUGGGAAUACUGGCGCACGAUGUGUUGCAAGCUGAUAUGUCUCAUAUUUCACCCGAGGGCCUAUGUAAUGGUGAUAAAGAGUCAAUAAUGGCCUUGAUUGAACUUUUUGCUGCUUUGCAAAAGAUUCCCGAGGAUCAACGUAAAAAGAAUCGAAAAAAUGACAGCAAAGGUUUAAAGACACAUAAUAAUAAAGAAAAUAUUGGUCUAGCAAAUCGUAAUAUUUCUGUCUCUUCUGUCUCUACACCAAGUGCUGAUGAUAUAAUAUCAGUCAAUUCGUCAUCAAUACAUAAAAUGGAUCUCAGACACCAAAUUCAAGCCAAUAAUUCUCAACCACUAAUCGAAAAUAAACAAAGACUUAAAAUGAAAUUUGAUUUCGGAUCUUUUAGUAAAUCAUCAGACACACCCAGAGACAGGUUAUCUGGCACAGGCAAUCGAGCUGCUUCAGAGAAUAGUUCAAAACCACAUGUUAUUCAGACCAACUAUGAUAAAAUAAAUCAAAAUAUACAGACUGGUCACAGAAAUGUCGGAGUAGAAACCAUUCACUCUAAUCUCAGGUCAUCUUCAAAGUCAAUUAAUAAUCAAAAAAGGACGAUUCAACAAUCGUCAUCAUCAUUAUCAAGCAACUUCCGAAAUUCUUCUGAAGAUAAACGUGAUGUGCCGCAUCAAAGGCACACACAAUCGCAAAGAUACAAAAACUUGCAGCAACAAAGCGAAGCCGAAUCAACAUCAACUUCACAACACUCUCGCAAACGUAUGGCAGACCCGUUUAAAUUGUCUACUGAAGCCUCCAAAAGAAUAAAAACGAGAUCAUCUCAUGAUUCUUUUGAGCGAUCAGGCACACCACAAAAUCUUCGUAUCAAUCCUACGGACACUCCUUUUACUCGAGCGCUUAAAGAUCGACGUGCACGUCUCAUUCGAGAGAGCGAUAUGUUAGCUUCAGAGGGUAAACAACGAAGCUUAUAUCUAAGUCGCAAAAUUUCAGAAACCUCCAGAAGACUUGUAAAUAUUAAGUACGGAAUAUCUCUUGAAAAAAGAAAAGACAAUUCAUCGAAACGAGAGAAAUACGAUCAAAGCACCUUCGCUAGUCGAAAAAGGGCUGGUAUUCCGUCUAUUUCUUCAGACGCCGAAUAUACUGAUAACCAUUUGUCAGAAAGAAAUUAUUACGGAUCUGAAUUCUCAGCAAGCUCAAAUAAUCGUUAUGAGGAGGAUACACAACCUGAUACGGAGGGUGCCUUACCUUUAUUAGCUCGCUAUAUUGAGCAUGAGAUGCCCGGAACUAAAUUUUCAGAAGGAUUCAAUAAUCGUAUUUGGAAGCAUGAAUUGGAAAGGUCGAAAAAAUCUAUUGAAAAUGAAAGAUGGCAGAAGGGCAAGGAAAAUAAAAUACACCGUGAACACGAAGCAAGAGCUAUUAAAGUAUUGGAGAAAAGCUUUGAAAGAGAUCAACGAUUAGCAAAAGAAAAAGAAAAUGCAGUUGCUCUUCGAGCUCAUCAAUAUGCUUGUAAAGAGCAACAGAGACAAACUGCCAAGCUACGGAAAAAACAAGAAGAAAUUGAAAUAGAUGUAAAGAAUUUAGCCAAACAAAGAAACUACCGCGAGGAAAAACUGUUGACCGACUUGUACAAAGAUUGUUAUAAAAAGCAGUUACCACAAACACGUGAUCAUUGUACACUAAAUGAAAUAAGUAGGAAUAAAGAAAAUCAGGGGAAAGAGGGCCGAGAGAGUUUUCUGAAGGAACAAAUCUUGAUGCUGGAAGCACAAGUAAGAGAACUGAAGAGUAAUCAGCAUGUCGCGGAUAAAGCCCAAACACAAGUUCUACGGCAAUUAGAAAGCGAACAAAAACGAGAACUUUAUAAUAAAAUAGAUAAUUUAAGGGAACGAUUGAAAGGGGAAUACGAGAAAAACUUUGUUUGCUUGGAAGAUGAGGCAAGGCGUAUAAAGGAAGGAUUUCGAAAAUAA